This is a messenger RNA of Dromiciops gliroides (monito del monte), 966 nucleotides long. RefSeq names its product mitochondrial transcription rescue factor 1-like. NCBI's taxonomy places the organism in Eukaryota, Metazoa, Chordata, Mammalia, Microbiotheria, Microbiotheriidae. The record is from RefSeq and is a predicted model, not a curated record.
AUGGCAAACAUCUUAGGACAUCUCACCAUCUGCCCUUUCUUGCUGCUGACUCUGCCGAUGAAGCCAACUUCCCUGGAUCAGAGACCAUGCAACCAUCCGCAGGGAUCAUUUCUAGUCUACCGUUCUGCAUCGCUGCUGUUUGACUGUUUGACUGUUGAAUCGUGCUUGCUGAUUGAGUGGUUUAGCAAGGGCACAGAUGGUAGCAUGACUGCUAUUCCAAAUGGAUUGAACAAGCCUUUACCUUGGACUGACAGAAAACCAAAUGCCUGGAUUGGACUCUGGGGGACAUCACUUGCACACAAACCCUGUAACUCUGGGAAUCAGUACAUAAAUUCUUCUAGUUAUCAGUUAAACAUAUCAAACUAUAGAACACUGUUCUAUAGCAUUUCCUCUGUGAAACUCCCGGGGCUUUUAAUGUCCCCAGAAUGCAUUUCACUGUUUUCCAUAAGACUCAAAAGCAACACAGGGUCUAAAAAGAGCAGUAAAACGGCUUUGCAGAAAACAGACGACGAUGACGAUGAAGAUCAGGAGAUGAGUGAGCAGGAAGAUGAAGUUGAAGAUGACCCCAAUGUAGUAAAAGACUUUAAGGAUGUGGAGAGAGUCGUCCCUUCUUUUGGAUAUGACGUUAUUUUGAAAACAGGUCUGGAUCUUGCAAGAAAUAAAAUAGAAGAUGCAUUCUACAAAAGUGAACUCAGACUGAAUGGAGAAAAAUUAUGGAAGAAAAGCAGAAUGGUGAAAGUGGGUGAUACACUGGAUCUUAUCAUUGGAGAGAUUAAAGAAUUAGAAACAGGGAUGGCUAUGAGAAUUGUCCUGAAAAAAGUGUCAGAAGAGAAAACUGAGUCUGAAAAGUACCAAGUGCCAUUACACUGUUGGAAAAACAUCAUCAGACUGCCCAAGAGGAGCCUGUCGAAGUACCCAGAUUCCUAUGGUACCAGCAAUCCAGGAACUCAAGUGGUUUUCACCUAG